Drosophila obscura is the source of this 529-nucleotide messenger RNA. RefSeq lists its product as uncharacterized. The record is from RefSeq and is a predicted model, not a curated record. Lineage: Eukaryota; Metazoa; Arthropoda; Insecta; Diptera; Drosophilidae.
CGAAGUUUGUUCUCGGACCAUUAAGCAUGAAAGGCCACCAACGUAGUCCCGCUCUGCCAGUUGCCGUCGUCGCUGUGGCCGUGGCCAUUGCCGGGCUGUGCGUGCUGUCAGGACUGAAUGCAGCGCCUCUCGACGUGCAGUGCAAUUGUGGGCACGCAGGAACGCAGCACUCGGCCGACGGCCUUCAGACCCAGACUCAGACCGGUCCCGGUUGCCAGACGCAAACCUCCGAGAAUGGCACCCAGAGCCAGAGCCAGAGCGGCAGUGGUACUGGCAAUUCUAGCCAGUCUCAGACCCAGUGCACUGGCUCCGAAUGCGCUCCGUUCACGCCCUUUCCACCGCUGUUCACCAUGAAGCCAUGGAGCCCCUCACGUGGAAGCCAUGGGAAUGGAGGUCACUGCAACCCAUUGCCCCGCUGAAUGGGCAGCAGCAGCAACAGCAGCAGCAGCUCGAUGUAGUUUAAGCUCUUCAAAUGAUUUUGCGAUUCAAUAAAAGCUGGAGAGCUGAGAUGAAGCCCCAGCGUGUGGUC